This is a messenger RNA of Zea mays, 1586 nucleotides long. Its product is annotated as 1-acyl-sn-glycerol-3-phosphate acyltransferase PLS1. NCBI's taxonomy places the organism in Eukaryota, Viridiplantae, Streptophyta, Magnoliopsida, Poales, Poaceae. The record is from RefSeq and is marked validated. Gene Ontology annotation, cellular component: endomembrane system. Gene Ontology annotation, molecular function: 1-acylglycerol-3-phosphate O-acyltransferase activity.
AAUUACGGAGUAUAAUAAUAAUAAUAAAAAACUCCGAAUCCGCCGCGCGCGCCCCGUCCUCGUCGCCGGCGGAGGCGCCCGCCACCGCCCACAGCAGCCUAUCGCCGGAGAAGGAACGCCGCGGGGAGCUUUUCCACUGCCAUCUCCCGUCUGACCCCUCCGAGAUCGGAAGCGGCGGCCAUGGCGAUCCCGCUCGUGCUCGUCGUGCUCCCGCUCGGCCUCCUCUUCCUCCUGUCCGGCCUCAUCGUCAACACCAUCCAGGCCAUCCUAUUUGUGACAAUAAGGCCCUUUUCCAAGAGCUUGUAUCGCCGGAUCAACAGGUUCUUGGCCGAGCUGCUGUGGCUCCAGCUUGUCUGGGUGGUGGACUGGUGGGCAGGCGUUAAGGUACAACUACAUGCGGAUGAGGAAACUUACCGAUCAAUGGGUAAAGAGCAUGCACUCGUCAUAUCAAAUCAUCGAAGUGAUAUUGAUUGGCUUAUUGGAUGGAUAUUGGCCCAGCGCUCAGGGUGCCUUGGAAGUACGCUCGCUGUCAUGAAGAAGUCAUCCAAGUUCCUUCCAGUCAUUGGCUGGUCAAUGUGGUUUGCAGAGUACCUCUUUUUGGAGAGGAGCUGGGCCAAGGAUGAAAAGACACUAAAGUGGGGUCUCCAAAGGUUGAAAGACUUCCCUAGACCAUUUUGGCUAGCUCUUUUUGUUGAGGGUACUCGCUUUACUCCAGCAAAGCUUCUCGCAGCUCAGGAGUAUGCGGCUUCCCAGGGCUUACCAGCUCCUAGAAAUGUACUUAUUCCACGUACCAAGGGAUUUGUAUCUGCCGUAAGUAUUAUGCGAGAUUUUGUUCCAGCCAUUUACGAUACAACUGUAAUAGUUCCUAAAGAUUCCCCUCAACCAACAAUGCUGCGGAUUUUGAAAGGGCAAUCAUCAGUGAUACAUGUCCGCAUGAAACGUCAUGCAAUGAGUGAGAUGCCAAAAUCAGAUGAUGACGUUUCAAAAUGGUGUAAAGACAUUUUUGUGGCAAAGGAUGCCUUACUGGACAAACAUUUGGCAACAGGCACUUUCGAUGAGGAGAUUAGACCUAUCGGCCGCCCAGUGAAAUCAUUGCUGGUGACCCUGUUUUGGUCGUGCCUCCUGUUGUUUGGUGCCAUCGAGUUCUUCAAGUGGACGCAGCUCCUAUCGACAUGGAGAGGAGUGGCAUUCACUGCCGCAGGGAUGGCGCUCGUGACAGGGCUCAUGCACGUCUUCAUCAUGUUCUCCCAGGCUGAGCGGUCGAGCUCAGCCAAGGCGGCACGGAACCGGGUCAAGAAGGAAUGAAAACGGAGGGUGGAAAUGUGAUUCUGGGCUCUAUUUAUGGGCAGCUUUCAAAAUGACUCGAUUCAUAUUAAUGUAUACAGCACCAAAUUCCAGACAGAAACAGGAUGCUCUGCUCCUCUUGUAUUUGUGUGCAGGAAAGAAUUUUAGGGAGUUCAUUUUUGCCCCCCUCUUUUGGGCAGAGGAACUGUAGGACAUGAACUUGAUGUUGGUACAUUUGCCCUGUAGACAUUCUGGAAGCCUUUCAGUAGUUCAUUUAUCAGUAAAGCUUGCAUCUUUCAUCC